This is a messenger RNA of Schistocerca gregaria, 534 nucleotides long. RefSeq lists its product as uncharacterized. The record is from RefSeq and is a predicted model, not a curated record. The transcript is spliced from 2 exons. NCBI's taxonomy places the organism in Eukaryota, Metazoa, Arthropoda, Insecta, Orthoptera, Acrididae. Bases 1 to 534 code for a protein of 177 amino acids.
AUGGAGUUGGGGUGGGGGGGUGGAGACGAUGAGGGAGUGGGGGUCGAGGAGGAGGAGGUGGUGGACGGGGUAGUUGGGGAUGGUGGCGAUGAGGUCGAGGGAGUGGGCGUGCCAGACGCGGAGGGAGUGGUCGGAGCCGGCGGUCCAGAGGCGGUGGGUGGGGGCGAGGGUCAUGUGCGUGAUGGGGAGUGGGUGGGCGGUGAUGGAGUGGAGGAGGUGGAGGGAGAAGAGGGAGUGGGGGUCGAAGGAGUAGGAGAAGUGGAGGAGUUGGGUGUGAGAGGCGUACCAGGCGAGGUGUUUGGAGGUGAGGAGGAGCGAGGGGGAGGGGGGGGAGGAGAGGGGGAGGGAGAGGGACUGGAGGAGUUGGAAGGUGAGGGGGGAGUAGACGAGGAGGGUGAGGUGGUGUGCCAGACGAGGAGGGAGCAGGAGGCGAGGCCCCAGACUUGGCGGACGUUGGAGCGGGGGGAGGAGACGAGGGUGAGGCAGGAGACGGGGGGGACGGCGAAGGAUUUGGAGAGCUCGCCGCUGGCGUAG